Molecule: messenger RNA, 699 nt
Organism: Dendrobium catenatum
Lineage: Eukaryota; Viridiplantae; Streptophyta; Magnoliopsida; Asparagales; Orchidaceae
Product: fructose-bisphosphate aldolase 3, chloroplastic-like
Exons: 1
Biological process (GO): fructose 1,6-bisphosphate metabolic process; glycolytic process
Cellular component (GO): cytosol
Molecular function (GO): fructose-bisphosphate aldolase activity
Source: RefSeq, a predicted model, not a curated record
UUUUUGCUUGAUAGUACUUUCCCAAAAUUCUGAAUUAUCUGUGCAUUUUAUUCCAUCUUUUGAGCUCACUCUAACAUUUCACCGACGCCUUCCACUCUCGCAAUGUCCAUCUGUUUUUGUUAGAUUUUGUGUUAAUGGACGGAUCUGUUUGCAGUUUUUAUCAGGAGGGCAGUCUGAAGUUGAAGCAACUCUGAACCUGAAUGCAAUGAACCAAUCUCCCAACCCCUGGCACGUGUCGUUUUCUUAUGCCAGGGCUCUCCAGAAUACUGUUCUAAAAACUUGGAAGGGCCAGCCGGAGAAUGUGGAAACUGCCCAGAAGGCUCUUUUGAUACGAGCAAAAGCAAACUCAAUGGCCCAGCUCGGUCGUUAUUCUGCUGAGGGUGAAAACGAGGAGGCCAAGAAGGGAAUGUUCCAGAAGGGCUACACCUAUUAAGGGAAACAACGGUUUUCUUUUGGUAUGGUGCACAGCCGUAGAAAAAAACAUACUAUUUGUGAGUCUUUUCCAAGGAUUGCAUUGUCACUUUUAAAUUAUUAUUCUUCUGAAUCAUGUUGUCAUUUUGAAUAAAGUACUUACUGCUCAGAGAAUGCAAGUUGAGUAUUUCAUUUACCCUCUGUAUACUAGGAUGUCUUCAAAAUGUUUUUGUCACUUUAAUCCUUAACUGUUGUUUCUGAUGCUCAUUAUCUUCUUAAUUUUCUCCA